Cornus florida is the source of this 2441-nucleotide messenger RNA. Its product is annotated as cellulose synthase-like protein E6. The record is from RefSeq and is a predicted model, not a curated record. Gene Ontology annotation, molecular function: mannan synthase activity; cellulose synthase (UDP-forming) activity. Gene Ontology annotation, cellular component: trans-Golgi network; plasma membrane. The transcript is spliced from 8 exons. Bases 135 to 2336 code for a protein of 733 amino acids. Lineage: Eukaryota; Viridiplantae; Streptophyta; Magnoliopsida; Cornales; Cornaceae. Gene Ontology annotation, biological process: cellulose biosynthetic process; plant-type primary cell wall biogenesis.
UAAUUUCUUUAUUUGAAAAUUGUUUCAUGUCAAAAUCAACAAACAGAGCUUAAACUGAAGUGGUUCUCAUGCAACUCCAUUAAACAACCACACCACACCCUCUCUCUGUCUCUCUCUCACACACACGGGGAGAGAUGGGAAAAGAUAGUUAUUUUCCACUCUUUGAAACAAAGGCAGCAAAGGGACGCAUCUUUCAUCGACUGUAUGUAGUACCAGUAUGUAUAAGCAUAUGUUUGAUAUGUUUCUAUAGAGCCACUCGUUUACCAACACAAGGAGAAGUAGAAAGAUGGACUUGGAUUGGUAUGUUCGUGGCCGAGCUCUGGUUCAUUCUCUACUGGUUCAUCACUCAAUCCAUCCGAUGGAGUCCCGUCUACCGUCACACCUUCAAAGACCGGCUCUCCCAAAGAUACGAGAAGGUUUUGCCCGGGGUGGACAUAUUUGUGUGCACUGCUGAUCCUAUAAUAGAGCCACCAAUAAUGGUGAUCAACACUGUCCUCUCCAUGGCGGCUUAUGACUACCCACCGGAAAAGUUGAGCGUCUAUCUUUCCGACGAUGGCGGCUCCGAGUUGACGUUCUAUGCUCUUUUAGAGGCUUCUCGCUUCUUGAAACACUGGCUGCCAUAUUGCAGGAAAUUCAAAAUAGAACCGCCGGCACCGGCAGCUUAUUUUUCCACCGUUGGUAAACCACGAGAUGGUAGUUCCAUGGUAGAAGAAUGGUCCUCCAUCAAGAAAUUGUAUGAAGAGAUGAAGAAACGGAUCGAGGAUGCUACAAAGCUAGGCCGAAUUGCAGAUGAAUUUCGGAAAGAGCACAAAGGAUUUAAUGAGUGGGACUUGCCUAUAACCAAACGGGAUCAUCACACCAUUCUUCAAAUAUUAAUUGAUGGAAGAGACUCCAAAGCUGUGGACAUUGAAGGACAACCUUUGCCGACAUUGGCAUACUUGGCACGUGAGAAAAGACCUCAAUACCACCACAACUUCAAAGCAGGAGCCAUGAAUGCCCUGAUAAGGGUGUCAUCAAGGAUAAGCAAUGCUCCGAUUAUCCUUAAUGUGGACUGCGACAUGUAUUCUAACAAUUUGGAAUCAGUGAGAGAAGCAUUGUGUUUUUUCAUGGAUGAAGAGAAAGGUCACCAGAUUGCUUAUGUUCAGUUUCCACAAGUGUUUGAUAACCUCACAAAGAAUGAUAUUUAUGGUAGUUCCUUGAGGAUAAUCAUUGAGCUGGAGAUUGCAGGUUUGGAUGCUAAUGGAGGGCCUUUUUAUAUCGGUAGCGGUUGCUUUCACCGGAGAGAUAGUCUGUCCGGGAAGAAGUACGACAAGGAAUGUAAAGCAGAGUGGAAAACACAAAUUGAUCAUACAAAGGUUGAACAAAGUGCAGAUGUGCUCGAAGAGACAUCCAAAGUUCUUGCAAGUUGUACCUAUGAACAGAACACUCUAUGGGGAAACGAGAUGGGAUUGAUGUAUGGAUGUCCAGUAGAAGAUGUAAUUACAGGAUUGGUAAUAAAAUGUAGAGGCUGGAAACCUGUCUAUUUUAAUCCAAGAAGGGAUGGUUUUUUAGGACUUGCACCAGUAACACUAUUGCAGUCACUAAUUCAACAUAAGAGAUGGUCAGAAGGUGAUUUUCAGAUUUUUCUCUCCAAACACUGCCCGUUUGUGUAUGGAUAUAGAAGGAUCCCUCUAAUACUUCAAAUUUCGUACUGUUGCUACAUGGGUUGGGCUCCAAAUUGCUUGGCUACACUAUACUACGUUGCCGUCCCUCCUCUUUGUACCCUUAGAGGCAUCUCCUUGUUCCCAAAGUUAUCAAGCCACUGGGCUCUUCCGUUUGCAUGUGCUAUCGUUGCAAAAUACAUAUAUAGCUAUGCAGAGUUCCUCUGGUGUGGAGGUGGAUCUCAAGAAUGGUGGAAUGAUCAGAGGAUGUGGUUGUUCAAAAGAUUAACUUCCUACUUGUUCGGCUUCUCGGAAUCAAUCUUGAAGGUGUUAGGCUUCACCAGCUCUGGUUUUGUGGUCACCGCGAAGGUGGCUGACGAGGAAGUGUCCCAGAGAUACGAGCAAGAGCUCAUGGAGUUCGGUGCCCCUUCCCCAAUGUUCACCAUUAUAGCAACACUGGCACUGGUCAACCUGUUCAGUUUCGUUGGGGUGGUAAAGAAUGUCAUUUGGGAUUUGCAAACUCAGUUUUUAGAUCAAUUUGCACUACAGAUACUGCUAUGUGCCCUACUGGUUCUCAUCAACCUGCCUGUAUUCCAAGGACUCUUCUUCCGAAAAGACAAUGGCCGUAUGCCGAAUUCUGUCGUGUACCAAUCAAUUAUUGUAGCUACACUUGCUCAUUUAGUAGCCUUGUAUUAGAUUUUUAUCACUGCAGACCACAGUCUCUACUAAAAUUAUGUACUUAGAUUUGAAUAUAUGGUUUCAAAAUAUUUCCUACAAAAUUAAAAACUAUAUCUUUGAUUA